AAAGUAAAUGAAUUCUAGCUCAGUGAAGAUUUGGUUUCGAUUUCCGGGUCUGGAAACUGUGGAGAGAAGUUUAGCUGGAGCUGGAGGUCUUACAAGAUAGCAACAGAAGAAGGUGAACUCCAUUCAGAGAAAAUGUCCAUUGAGUUUUAUGGAUGGCAAGUCAUCCAUGAGGAUAAUAGCCAUUUGAAAUCAGGACAGGAGCUUAAAAAUGGGAGAGGAUAUACCAUGUACCACGGGACCCACAAAAACAAUGCUACAAGUAUAAUAAAGUCAGGGUUUAUACCAUCCAAGGACGGACUCUUAGGUGCAGGGGUGUAUGUUAGCAGAGAUGUGACCAAAGCAAAAGCAUAUCCAAAGCUAGCAGCAGCAAGUGACAAAGUGGUCUUCAAGCUGAAAGUUGGAGUUGGAAAAGUGAAGAAAAUAGAUGUGGAUAAUCAUCCCCUUCAAAGAACCUGGCAUCAGCACGGUUACGACUCUGCCUGGGUCCCACCGAACUGCAGGAUGUUUUCCAUUCCCAGUGGGAAAGAAGAAGACUGCAUCUGGGAUCCCAAACGAAUCACAGUGGUGGACAUCGCUUACGCAGAUGACCAGGUCAAGAAAGAUCUGAAGAAGCUGAUACAUAAAAAUGCAGCUGCAAAAACCAGGGGUCACUGUGAUGUCUGUGGUUAUCAAAGAGAUUCAUCCCAUGUAAUUCACAGAUGCUGGGGUUGUGAGAAAGUCAUUUGCUCUUUUAUGAGCAAACAUGUUUGCAAAAAAACAAAAACACUGCAUUUUUGCAUGUUUGAACAGCCGGGAGCCAGUGGCAUGAUGACAUUACAAUUUUUUGGAUGGGAGACAGUUCAUGACAAUAAUCAUCAUUUGCAUUCAAAUCAGGAACCAGUGAAUGGCAGAGAAUACAUCAUGUACCAUGGUACCUCAGUCAGCAAUGCAAGGUCCAUCAUACAAUCAGGUUUCAAGCAAUCAAGCAAGGGCAUGCUCGGUCCAGGGGUCUAUGUCAGUAGAGACAGGGAGAAAGCCAGAAGAUAUCCCAUUAACACUCCAAAUGAUAGAGUUAUUUUAAUGUUGAAAGUACAAGUAGGAAAAGUCAAGAAAAUAGAUAAAGAAAAUCAUCCCAUGUCAACAACUUGGAAACAACAUGGAUAUGAUACAGCAUGGGUUCCUCCCAACUGUGGGAUGAGAAAUGUCCCCAGUGGAUUAGAGGAAGAUUGUGUUUGGGAUCCACAAAGGAUCCAGGUGAUUGACGUAAUAAAUUCCCCUGAUCCUGUGACAACACAGCAGUUGAAAGACUUGCUUCAAGCAAACCUGAACAGCAAGCCUGUGCCUGGGCCAGAGAUGGUGGAGCAUUGUCAGGCCUGUAAAAAUACAAUGGUACCUUCCCAUCAGUUACAGCUCUGCUGGGGGUGUGGACAGACCAUCUGCCCUUUCAUGGCAAAACACAUAUGCACUGGACAGGAAAGAAACAUCUUGGACCACUGGCACUCGGAGACUGCUGGAGACCAGGCACCUGGUCAGCCCCAAGCUGGAGAGGAUCCUAUGGCUUCGGCAGUUCAGGACUCAGCUCAACUGAGAACCUAUACUGUGGAACCUUUAGAGAUUAAGGAUACAACUUCUGUUCUGGGCUCUUCUGAGAAGCAGCUGGUUCAGUUCCCACUGAUUGUUGUUGAAGACUUGGGCUCAAGAUUCAAUGCAGACAUACCCGUGUUUGUAGGCAGUGCCCAGAAUGGCAUCAAGGUCAAAAAUUACCACCAGCAGCUCCCCCACAUUCACAGGAAUGGUUGGGUAAACCCUGGACUCGGUUACACAUUGACUAUCCAGGUUAUGACAAACAAUAUUGAGAAAAGGAAACUGAAACUGAAGCUAAUAAAACCCAGAUAUGCAUCUGUCGCUUUGCAGAAUAACAGACUCAGGCAAGAGAAAAUUCAUCCGAUUACCAUGGCAUAUGCUUACGGAAAUAUGUGGGCUGAAGAAGAUGCACCUGGUUUCAUUGAAGCAUGUCUUAAAAGCUACGAAGCACCAAAGAAUGGCAAGAUCUAUGUGAUGUACCAUGGAACCUCUAUCUUCAACGUGGAUGCCAUUCAGAGGAAUGGUUUCUGCCAAUCUCCUAAGGGCAUGCUGGGCCGCGGAGUCUAUGUCAGUCGGGACAUUCAGAAAGCCUGCAGAUAUCCACUGGAUGCUCCUGACCAUCAGAAGGUUGUGCUUAAAUUAAGAGUUAAUGUGGGAAAGGUCAAAAUGAUAGAUUACCAAGGGCACCCAUUGCAGAAGACAUGGCAUGAUCAUGGUUAUGACACGGCCUGGUGUCCUCCAGGCUGUGGCAUGGUACCAAGUGGUCUGGAGGAGGACUGUGUCUGGGAUCCCAGGAGAAUAAAAGUUGUUAAAAUAAUUCAUCAAUCAAUUCAGCCAAGCCCACUGUACUACCCCGAUUGUUACUGAGUGGAAUGGAGACCUCAACUCCUUAAAUGGGAUAACAAUGGUGGGGUUGGGAUGGGGAAGGAGGGAAGUGGAGGAUAUUCAGGAAAACUCUUACCCUGAUAUCCUCCCUAGGGCUAGGGAGGGAAGGUUCAAACCUGUUGUCACUCUGGAAGGUGGCCUUUGGUGAAUAACCUGGGAUGUAGGUUAAUGCUCUAUAAUCACAAAUCCUGCCAAGCACUCAUUAGAGUAAAGUUCUUGGAGGCUGUCCUCCUGGCAAUGUGUCAUACAUAUGCAGCACCAUCAGAGCAUUGUUCUCAUCCAUGUCCCAGUAACCUUCAGCGCCAGGAGUGGAGUCUCUGCAAAAACACAACGUGUUUACAUUCACACAGGAAACACGGCUAUUUUCCCAAUGCACUGAAGGGUCACCACCAGCUGUGAAACAGGCCUUUAAAGUGGGAACUGAGUCACUGGGGAGAAAAGACAGUUGAUGUCACGAAAUAUUUUACAGAGGUUCAGAGGCACAAGAUGCAAUAUUUUUCUUGAAAUCCAAUGUGUCAAUGUGAUCACUCUGUAACAUUCUGUAUACACACUUUUGGUGAUUAGAAAAAGUAUUGUUAUUUGCAUUUCAUGUGUUCAGCUGAAUAAAAUCAUUACCUGUC
Molecule: messenger RNA, 3068 nt
Organism: Chiloscyllium plagiosum (whitespotted bambooshark)
Lineage: Eukaryota; Metazoa; Chordata; Chondrichthyes; Orectolobiformes; Hemiscylliidae
Source: RefSeq, a predicted model, not a curated record